Molecule: messenger RNA, 1822 nt
Organism: Toxotes jaculatrix (banded archerfish)
Lineage: Eukaryota; Metazoa; Chordata; Actinopteri; Toxotidae
Gene: orc4
Product: origin recognition complex, subunit 4
Exons: 16
Coding region: 253-1557 (434 amino acids)
Biological process (GO): DNA replication; DNA replication initiation
Cellular component (GO): nucleus; nuclear origin of replication recognition complex
Molecular function (GO): DNA replication origin binding; ATP hydrolysis activity
Source: RefSeq, a predicted model, not a curated record
GCAAGUCUAGUUGGCUUUGCACACCCUUUGGAAAUACCAUGCCCUGGAUGACUGAGACUCUUCAUACAUGCAAAAUGACUGAGCUUCUGGUGACGUCAGCUGUCCAGGUUUUCAUGUAAUGUCUUUUCAACCAGUGCAAUUAUAUUCCGGGUCUGAGCCAAUCACAGCCGGAGUUCAAGUCAACGCAGGAAGUCGUCAUAGCUGACGGACCAGUAUUCCCGCGAAGCUUGAGACCUCUCAAGUCACACCAUCAUGAGUAAAAGGAAGGUGAAGGAUGCUCAUCUACCUGUAGGAGAAUGCAUCACACAGGUGCAGACGAUUUUAAGGGAGCGUCUUUGCCAUCAGCAGCUUCCUGACAAGCCGGAGGGAAUAGAAGCUCAGCACAAACACCUCCUGGAGCUGCUGAAGCGGACGGCCAUCCACGGGGAGAGUAACUCAGUGCUAAUCGUCGGUCCCAGAGGAGUGGGAAAAACAAUGCUGCUCAGGUGUGUGUUGAGAGACCUGCUGGAGGAAAAAGAAGCACAGAAAAACCUGCUGCAGGUUCAUCUCAACGGUCUCCUGCAGACUGACGACAAAAUAGCACUAAAAGAAAUCACACGGCAGCUCCACCUAGAAAACGUUGUCGGUGACAAAGUGUUUGGCAGUUUUGCAGAAAACCUUGCAUUCCUGCUGGAGGCACUGAAGAAAGGUGAUCGCAGCAGCAGCCAGCCGGUGCUGUUCAUCCUGGAUGAGUUUGACCUGUUUGCCCACCAUAAGAACCAGACUCUGCUCUACAACCUGUUCGACGUCUCCCAGUCUGCCCAGGCGCCCAUCGCUGUGGUCGGCAUCACCUGCAGACUGGAUGUUCUGGAGCUGCUGGAGAAGCGGGUAAAGUCGAGGUUUUCCCACCGUCAGAUCCACCUGCUGAGCAGCCUGACGUUCGCUCAGUACCUGGAGCGGGUCCAGUCCCAGCUCAGCCUGCCUGACGAUUUCCCUGACACCAAGUUCGCUCAGGACUGGAACGAUAGUAUCAAGACUUUGUGUAAAGACAAAUCAGUCGAGGAGGUUUUACAGAGACACUUCAACUCCAGCAAAGAUGUCCGCUCACUUCACAUGCUGCUGAUGCUGUGCCUGAGUCGUGUCUCUGUAGCCAAACCUGCCAUCAAACCUGCCGACCUGCUGGAGGCCAGCAGGCUGUGUUUUGCCGACGCCAAGGCGAACAUGCUCCAUGGUCUGUCCAUCUUGGAGCUGUGCCUGAUCAUCGCCAUGAAACACCUCAACGACGUCUACGACGGAGAGCCGUUUAAUCUCCAGAUGGUUCACAACGAGUUUAAGAAGUUCCUGCAGAGGAAGUCAAACUCCAUGUACAACUUCGAGCAGCCUGUCAUCAUGAAGGCCUUCGAGCACCUGCAGCAGCUGGAGCUGAUCCGACCGGUCGACGGCUCCUCGGCCAAAACUCAGAGUGAGUACCAGCUGAUGAGACUCAUGCUGGACCACAGUCAGAUCAUGGAGGCCCUGCAGAAGUAUCCACAGUGCCCCACUGAAGUCAAGCAGUGGGGGAUGUCGGCAUUCGGCUAGGACUCCACGUGCAUUUGGACUUUAUGUGGUCGUUGUGUGAGAGAAAAUGUAAAAUUAUACCUGGCUGCUUGCAACCAGGAUUAACAUAUUUUUUUCUAAAUGAAUUGUCUGUUUAUCAGCAAAAUCCUGACUGUCAAAGCAGGACAGAUUCACAUGUUGUACUUAAGUUUGAAAUGGAAAAAAAUCAUAAUUUGGUGAUUAAAUUUACAAGAAUUUGGCUUCAAGUAUUUGUACUGUUUGUGAAAUAAAUGAUCGAAAUAAGUGA